Schistosoma intercalatum is the source of this 227-nucleotide messenger RNA. NCBI's taxonomy places the organism in Eukaryota, Metazoa, Platyhelminthes, Trematoda, Strigeidida, Schistosomatidae. The record is from the annotation of a GenBank genome assembly.
ACCACUACUACUACUACUACUACUACUACUACUACUACUACUACUACUACUACUACUACUACUACUACUACUACUACUUCUACUACUACUACUACUACUACUACUACUACUACUACUACUACUACUACUACUACUACUACUACUACUACUACUACUACUACUACUACUACUACUACUACUACUACUACUACUACUACUACUACUACUACUACUACUACUACUACUAA